Acanthisitta chloris (rifleman) is the source of this 2165-nucleotide messenger RNA. RefSeq names its product asparagine synthetase domain containing 1 (gene ASNSD1). NCBI's taxonomy places the organism in Eukaryota, Metazoa, Chordata, Aves, Passeriformes, Acanthisittidae. The coding region runs from base 224 to 2149 and encodes 641 amino acids. The transcript is spliced from 5 exons. The record is from RefSeq and is a predicted model, not a curated record. Gene Ontology annotation, molecular function: asparagine synthase (glutamine-hydrolyzing) activity.
AUUAAAGAGCAGAAGGUUGUAGUUGAUGAGCUUUCUAAUUUGAAGAAGAACAGGAGAGUUUACAAACAGCAACCCAACAGCAACAUAUUCUUCCUUGCAGACCGAACGGAAACGCUGUCUCAGUGCAAAAAUACAUUAGAUGAACUAAAGAAGGCACAUCAGGACAUGGAAAAUGCAGAAAAGGCUAAAAUCAAGAAAUAGGUGAUCUGCAUUCCAAGUGGCAAUGUGUGGCAUUUGUUGUGUUGUUACCUUCGGUAGCCAAUGUGCUGUUCAUGAUUUCCUUAGCCAAGACAUCCUCUGCUGUCUUAAAAGAAGAGGACCAGACAGUAGCCAACAGUUGAUAAAAUCUGUGUCUGAUCUCUCUUAUGAGUGUCUGUUUUCUGGCCAUGUACUUCACAUGAGGGGACCGGUGACUCCUCAGCCUCUAGAAGAUGCCAACAACAAUAUAUUUCUUUGGAAUGGAGAAAUUUUCAAUGGAGUGCACGUAGGAGAGCUAGAGAAUGACACUCAAGUUAUGCUUCAGCACCUUGCGUUAUGCAGCAGUGAAGUGGACAUUUUGUCACUCUUUUCAUCCCUUCAGGGUCCCUGGGCUUUUAUUUAUUACCAAGCAUCUAAACACAGUUUAUGGUUUGGUAGAGAUUAUUUUGGUCGUCGUAGUUUGCUUUGGCAGUUCAGUAAUGAGGUCAACAGCACUUUCUGCCUCACGUCUGUAGCUGGUUACUCUGCCUCAGGCAACCAGUGGCAAGAAGUCCCAGCCUCUGGAAUUUUCAAAAUUGAUCUCAAAGCUUGUGUAACGGCUAAAUCUUUGUCUUUAACAUGGUUUCCGUGGAAGUACAGCUGCACAAAGCAAGAAGUAGAUGAAAUACUCACUGAUGUGUGUGACCAAGUGUCAAAAGACUUAGCGAAACAUGUACGUCUUGUGAUGAAUGAAUCCAAGCUGUGUCUCAGGGCACCAGUUAUCCCCUUAAAUAAGACCAUUUCUGAAGCUUCGGGUGAAUGCCAAGGCACUAAUAUUAGCAACAAUAUGCAUGUGGUUUCUGUAGAAACCCUGCAAAGAUUUCUUGCAGAGGAACAAAAGAAAAAAUUAGUCCAUCAGUUUAUCGAUGUUUUAAGUGAAGCAGUCAAGAGACGAGUUCUAUCUCUCAUCAGAGCUCAAGGUCAGAAAACAAGGGAAGCUCCUAGCAUGUCUAAUAAGAAAGCACAUGUUGCAGUGCUCUUUUCUGGUGGCAUUGAUUCUAUGGUUAUUGCAGCCCUUGCUGAUAAACAUGUGCCUUUGGAGGAGCCAAUUGAUCUUCUCAAUGUAGCUUUCAUGAUGAAAGAACAAGCUAAGCAAAAGGGUACCACUAGAAGACAUACCAGCCAUGAAGUACAACCUGAUUUGCUUUGUCCUCAAGAAAGCUGUCAAGAUCUUGAUGCUAAAACUAGUGCUCACUUAUCCUGCUUUGAUGUUCCUGACAGAAUCACUGGUAGGGCAGGACUGAAGGAAUUAGAAGCCAUUAGCCCUUCAAGAAUCUGGAACUUUGUGGAAAUUAAUGUUACACUAGAGGAACUGAAAAACAUGAGACACCAACGCAUUAAUCACUUAAUUUAUCCACUGGAUACAGUCUUGGAUGACAGCAUAGGCUGUGCAAUUUGGUUUGCUUCUAGAGGGGCAGGUUUUCUUAGUAACCAGGGAGAACUGAAACCAUAUAAAAGUCCUGCAAAGGUUGUGCUCACAGGAAUUGGGGCAGACGAACAACUUGCUGGGUAUUCCCGACAUCGUGUGUGCUUCAAAAGAUAUGGCUUAGAGGGUCUGAAUAAAGAGCUUGAAAUGGAGUUAGAUCGAAUUUCUUCCAGAAAUCUUGGCAGAGAUGACAGAAUUAUUGGUGAUCAUGGCAAAGAAGCCAGGUUUCCUUUUCUUGAUGAAGAUGUAGUUUCAUUCCUCAGUUCUCUGCCCAUCUCAGACAAAGCUGAGCUGACCUUACCUCGAGGAAUCGGUGAGAAGUUGAUUCUGCGCCUUGCGGCCAAGGAGUUGGGCCUUGCAGCCUCCACUAUUGUGCCCAAAAGGGCUAUGCAGUUUGGAUCUCGGAUUGCAAAACUAGAGAGCAACAGUGAAAAAGCAUCUGACACAUGCAUCAGGCUGAAGUCCUUUUCAGUAGAUGAGUUAUAAAGCAGCAUCUUGAGAU